CACGUCAUGCAGAUUAAAAAAGGAGAGAAGAUGGUCGAAAAAGGGGCUGGAGUGGGCACUGUAAAUGUUGGCUUUUCUUUUUCUUUCUAGGGAAGAAUGGUGCACAAGAAAAAGGGGUUAAUGGAACAAGGGCACAGCACAAACCAGUCACCACUACCCUCAGAAAUUAGGACCGGUAGAGCUCCCUCCCUCUCUCCUCGCUCUGGUUGCUUCUCUUGUAGUUUUUCCUCUCUCUCUCUGCUUGUGCUCUAUCUCUUGUGCAGUGGAGGUGAUGCCUUGAUCUGUCUGUUUGUUCAUCGAGUCUGCAAGAUUUGGUAGAGGGGGAAGCCAGGCGAAAGAGCCAAAGAGCCCAUCUUUUUUUAGUCUUUUCGGUUCGGUUUCCUGGUUGCUUCAUUUGGAUCCCGGGGAGGAGCCCACCGUUUCUACAAAAACCCAAUCUUUGCUGCGUUCUCCGAGCUUGAGAUCGAUAGGUUUCCAGAUCUAAGGCCCCUCUGGCUGUGAGAUCGCAGACGCAGCAAUCCGAGCACGCAACACCAGGGAGAAUAUCCAAGAAAAGAUUUCGCGAGGUAAAGGAGCGAAAAGAAGAUAUUGGAGAAGAGAAGGUAAAUAAAUGGUCAUCGUGAGGAAGUGUGAGAUGGGGAGGUGGCGGAGAUGACGGAUGCUAUCGGCUGUGAUGGAAUACUUGAGAUCUUGCUGGGGACCGGCAUCGCCGUCCGGGCGCCCCCGCAAAGGAUCGGACGCCGCCGGCCGGCAGGACGGGCUCCUGUGGUACAAGGACGGCGGGCAGGUUGUCGACGGUGAGUUCUCUAUGGCCGUGGUCCAGGCCAAUAAUCUGCUGGAGGACCACAGCCAGGUGGAAUCCGGGCCGCUGAGCACAACGGAGCCCGGCCUGCAAGGCACCUUCGUUGGCGUCUAUGAUGGGCACGGUGGCCCGGAGACGGCACGCUACAUCAAUGAUCACAUCUUCAACCAUCUGAGGAGGUUCGCAUCUGAGCACAAGGGCAUGUCAGCGGAUGUGAUUCGGAAGGCUUUCCGAGCGACUGAGGAGGGGUUCAUUUCUGUAGUUAGUAGCCAGUGGUCCUUGAGGCCUCAAUUAGCGGCAGUAGGCUCUUGCUGUCUGGUUGGUGUGGUUUGCAGCGGAACUCUAUAUGUUGCAAACCUUGGGGACUCCCGUGCUGUUCUUGGGAGACUCGUCAAGGGAACUGGAGAGGUUUUGGCAAUGCAGCUCUCAGCAGAACACAAUGCAUCCUAUGAGGAGGUUAGACAAGAGCUGCAGGCAUCACAUCCUGAUGAUCCCCAUAUUGUGGUCCUAAAGCACAAUGUUUGGCGUGUGAAGGGUAUCAUCCAGAUAACAAGGUCUAUUGGAGAUGUAUAUCUGAAGAAACCGGAGUUCAAUAGAGAACCUUUGCACAGCAAGUUUCGCCUUCAGGAAACUUUCAGGAGACCACUUCUUAGUUCUGAUCCAGCAAUUACUAUACACCAAAUACAGCCAACUCAUAAGUUCAUCAUUUUUGCAUCUGAUGGACUCUGGGAGCAUCUUAGUAAUCAGGAAGCAGUUGACAUGGUCCAAAGUAGCCCUCGGAAUGGAAUUGCUCGAAGGUUAGUAAAGGCUGCAAUGCUGGAAGCAGCGAAGAAAAGGGAGAUGAGGUAUUCAGACCUCAAGAAAAUUGAUCGUGGUGUAAGGCGGCACUUCCAUGAUGAUAUAACCGUCGUGGUGGUGUUUUUGGAUUCAAAUGCCAUAAAAACUGCUACCUGGAGCAGACCCUCGGUUUCUCUCCGAGGCGGUGGUGUUCCUAUCCCUGCAAAUACCCUUGCUCCAUUAUCAGUUCCUACAGAGCUAAAUAGCUCUUACUGAAACUAUACUGGAGGUGAAGGGGUCAAGAAGAUCCAAAAGGUAAAGGAAAAGAAGAAAGAAGAGCAGCAGUUGUGACCAGCUGAAGUGUAUUUUCUGCGUUGUUCUUGUAAAACCUUUUAGAUUCAACCUGGUGACUAGCGUACUGAUAGCAAGGUAUAAGAUUUUAGAUUAUUCUUAGUCUCCCCCCUCCCCUCUUACCCUUUAGAUUCACUCAUGGGAUAUCAGGUGGUUGUACAUUCUACGGAUCAACUUGUGAUAAUAGUUCAUGGUCUUUCUUUUGUC
Phragmites australis (common reed) is the source of this 2137-nucleotide messenger RNA. Its product is annotated as probable protein phosphatase 2C 72. Gene Ontology annotation, molecular function: cation binding; protein serine/threonine phosphatase activity. Gene Ontology annotation, biological process: protein dephosphorylation. The transcript is spliced from 5 exons. Lineage: Eukaryota; Viridiplantae; Streptophyta; Magnoliopsida; Poales; Poaceae. The record is from RefSeq and is a predicted model, not a curated record. The coding region runs from base 659 to 1855 and encodes 398 amino acids.